Messenger RNA from Astyanax mexicanus (Mexican tetra), 755 nucleotides. Its product is annotated as Lipocalin-like. Gene Ontology annotation, molecular function: small molecule binding. The coding region runs from base 47 to 592 and encodes 181 amino acids. NCBI's taxonomy places the organism in Eukaryota, Metazoa, Chordata, Actinopteri, Characiformes, Acestrorhamphidae. The record is from RefSeq and is a predicted model, not a curated record. The transcript has 6 exons.
CGGACAGAAACCACCCCAACGACACCACGAGAGCCCUGCUGUUGCCAUGGCGUCCACUAAACUGGGAGCACUGGGGGUGCUGCUGUGUGUUCUGGCCGUGAGCGCGGAGGUGAAGCCCCAGGACAACUUCAACCUGCAGAAGUUGGAGGGAAAGUGGUAUCUGGUGGGCUUUGCCUCCAAUGCUGAUUGGUUCGUGAGCCGUAAAGCUAAGAUGACGAUGGGCACCACCAUCCUGACCCCUCAGCCCAGCGGAGACCUGCAGAUGGACUACAGCAACCUGAGGUCUGAUGGAACUUGUUGGAAGAUGAGUCAUCUGGCUCAGAAGUCAGACAUUCCUGGGAAAUUUGUUUACCAGAACCAGCGCUACGGGACGGAUAAUGAUAUGCGAGUGGUGGAUGUGAAGUAUGAUGAGUACUGCCUCAUGUACAGCUUCAAGACCAAGGAAGGGUCCUCCUACAUCCUCAACCAGAUGUACAGUCGUACUCAGAAGCCGAGUCAGGAGGUUCUGAAGAAAUUCACCAAGUUCUCUCUGGAUCAGGGAAUCCUCCCCGAGAACAUCGCCAUCCUGCCCAAAGCCGAGGAGUGCUCUUAAUCUCACUCUGCUGAAGCUAAAGAUCAUCACCCCCCUGUAUCUGCUGUAAUCCUGUAACAGCGCCUCCUGCUGGUGAUGAUGAGGAACACCUGCUGCUCCUGAUAUUAAACCCCGACCUGUUUCUGCUGAUUCCCAAUAAAACCUGAUAUUUACUGAUAUUAAA